AUGACUGCGAUACGCUGCAUUGGCGAGGCUAGACAAGGUCGAGUGGAGAAGGGCGUCGCUGGGGCAUGCUCAGUGCUUGGCUCUGGAAGAUAUAAGUCAAACACACCACCGCUCUUUCUCUGCUCACACACCUGUCUGCUUCCCCUCGCACCCAUACCUUCUCCCGUCCACCAAUUGACACCGACUGCCUUACAAUCGCUUCCAUUCAUAUUUAGGACCCUAACUUUCGUUUCGUCGCCAUGUGGUAAGUCCCCGCCGCCCCACCAUGGGAAGCUGUCGAAGCUACGGGGAGCUCAAGCUGACGACUGUGUUUACAGCGGUAUCUUCGGUUACAUCAACUACCUGGUGGAGAAGGACAGGAAGUACAUUCUCGACACACUGAUCAAUGGUCUGCAACGUCUAGAGUACCGCGGUUACGACUCGGCCGGUCUUGCCAUUGACGGUGACAAGAAGAACGAGGUCUACGCAGUCAAGGAGGUCGGCAAGGUCGCGUCGCUGAAGAAGCUCGUCGAGGAGCAGAACUUCGACCUCAACAAGGUCUUUGACAGCCACGCUGGUAUUGCCCACACCCGAUGGGCCACCCACGGUCCCCCCUCGCGUGUCAACUGCCAUCCCCACAGGUCCGACCCUAACUGGGAGUUCUCCGUCGUCCACAAUGGAAUCAUCACAAACUACAAGGAGCUCAAGACCCUGCUCGAGAGCAAGGGCUUCAAGUUCGAGACUGAGACCGACACCGAGGCCAUUGCCAAGCUCACAAAGUACAUCUACAGCGAGCACCCCGACCUGAGCUUCCCCUCGCUCGUCAAGGCCGUCAUCAAGGAGCUCCAGGGUGCUUUCGGUCUUCUCCUGAAGUCCGUCCACUACCCCCACGAGGUUGUUGCUGCCCGCAAGGGUUCUCCCCUCGUCAUCGGUGUCCGAACACAGAAGAAGAUGAAGGUUGACUUCGUCGACGUCGAGUACAACGACGAGGGUGCUGCUCUCCCCGCUGAGAGCGCUUCACACAACGUUGCUCUGAAGAAGGGCAACACCCUCCUUGCUCCCCCUGACAAGUCGCUCCUCCACCGCUCGCAAUCUCGCGCUUUCCUCUCCGACGACGGCGUCCCGAUGCCCACCGAGUUCUUCCUCUCCUCCGACCCCUCCUCCAUCGUCGAGCACACCAAGAAGGUUCUGUACCUUGAGGACGACGACAUUGCACACAUCCACGAGGGUUCGCUGAACAUCCACCGUCUGCACAAGGAUGACGGCUCGUCCAACGUCCGUACCAUCCAGACUCUUGAGAUUCAGCUCCAAGAGAUCAUGAAGGGCCGCUUCGACCACUUCAUGCAGAAGGAGAUUUUCGAGCAGCCAGAGUCCGUCGUCAACGCUAUGCGUGGUCGUCUCGAUGCCGUCAACAAGACCGUCACUCUUGGUGGUCUCCGCCAAUACCUCUCUACCAUCCGCCGAUGCAGGAGAAUCAUCUUCGUCGCUUGUGGUACUUCCUACCACUCGUGCAUGGCUGUCCGUGGUAUCUUCGAGGAGCUUACCGAGAUCCCCAUUGCCGUCGAGCUGGCCUCCGACUUCCUUGACCGUCAAGCACCAGUCUUCCGUGACGACACCUGCGUGUUCGUUUCGCAAUCCGGUGAGACUGCCGACUCCCUCGGUGCUCUCCGCUACUGCUUGGAGCGUGGUGCUUUGACUGUUGGUAUCGUCAACACUGUCGGUUCUUCCAUCUCUCUCCUCACCCACUGCGGUGUUCACAUCAACGCCGGUCCCGAGAUCGGUGUCGCCUCCACCAAGGCCUACACCUCGCAAUUCGUCUGCAUGGUCAUGUUCGCGCUCUCUCUUUCCGAGGACCGUGCAUCCAAGCAGAAGAGGCGGGAGGAGAUCAUCGAGGGUCUCACCAAGAUCUCAGACCAGUUCAAGGAGGUGCUCAAGCUCGACCAGCCCAUCAAGAAGCUCUGCGAGAGGUUCAAGAACCAGAAGUCUCUGUUGCUCCUUGGUCGUGGCUCCCAGCACGCCACCGCACUCGAGGGUGCUCUCAAGAUCAAGGAAAUCUCGUACCUCCACUGCGAGGCUGUCAUGUCCGGUGAGCUCAAGCACGGUGUCUUGGCUCUGGUUGACGAGAACCUUCCUAUUGUCAUGAUCCUUACCCGUGACGACAUCUUCGCCAAGUCGCUCAACGCCUACCAACAGGUCAUUGCCCGUAGCGGACGACCAAUCAUCAUCUGCAACGAGAACGACCCCGAGUUCCCUACCGACAAGACGGACAAGAUUGAGGUGCCCAAGAACGUCGACGUUCUCCAGGGUCUCAUCAACGUCGUUCCUCUGCAACUCAUGUCCUACUGGAUGGCCGUUGCCGAGGGUGUCAACGUUGACAUGCCCCGUAACUUGGCCAAGUCGGUCACUGUCGAGUAG
Molecule: messenger RNA, 2394 nt
Organism: Alternaria alternata
Lineage: Eukaryota; Fungi; Ascomycota; Dothideomycetes; Pleosporales; Pleosporaceae
Product: glucosamine-fructose-6-phosphate aminotransferase
Exons: 3
Coding region: 1-2394 (797 amino acids)
Biological process (GO): UDP-N-acetylglucosamine metabolic process; fructose 6-phosphate metabolic process; protein N-linked glycosylation
Molecular function (GO): carbohydrate derivative binding; L-glutamine:D-fructose-6-phosphate transaminase (isomerizing) activity
Source: RefSeq, a predicted model, not a curated record